Cuscuta campestris is the source of this 3379-nucleotide messenger RNA. Lineage: Eukaryota; Viridiplantae; Streptophyta; Magnoliopsida; Solanales; Convolvulaceae. The record is from the annotation of a GenBank genome assembly.
AAACGAAAAAGUUUUAAAAUUGAAACAAAGUCUAUUCACCCCCCCCCCUCUAGACUUUGUAUCUCACCACUUUGGGACCACCAAUUGGUAUCAAAGCAAACUUCUCACUAUCUACGUUUAGAUUAAAGAGAAGCGAUCAUAAUGGUGAACAAUAUGGAUCACGGUUUGCCCAAGUUUUCUCUUCUAGGUUAUGAUGAUUGGAAGAUCAUGAUGGAAGCACACCUUUACGCCAUACAUGAUUGCAUGUGGAUGGUGCUUGAGGAUGGACCCUUGAAAAUCCAAAUGGAGAACCCUGAGAGGAAUCCAGCCAAUCUUGAUGUUGUCCUGUACAUUCCAAAGCCCAAGGAGAAAUGGGAUGAUAGAGAUUACAAGAAGCACAAUCUGGACAAUGUCGCCAAAUCAGCCAUCUUCAAGACACUUGAUCCCAUCACUUUCUCCAAGAUCAAGCAUCUCAAGACUGCCAUGGAGAUUUUGCAAGGUCUUGGUAAGCUGUGUGAGGGAUCGGAGGACCUGGGAAAGCAGAAGAUAGAAGUCCUGCUUGAAAAGUUCAAAAGCUUCAAAAUGCUUCCCGGAGAAUCAUUUGAUAUGUUGGAUGAAAGAUUCCACAAAAUCUUAAAUGAUCUUGCAUCACUUAACCAUAUUCUUUCUCCCAAAGAAAAGAAUGUAAGGUUACUAAGAUCUCUUCCAACUGAGUGGUACACCAAAUCCACAGCCAUGGAAGAAGGAAGAAACCUGGAAAACUACACUGUCCAAGGUCUCCUUGAUGAGCUCAGAAUCUAUGAGCAUGAGCUGAUAAAGAAGAAGGAAGAACAAGUCACUCCCUUCCCCACGGCAUUGAUGACAACUCCCAGAGUCCCACCGAGUGAAGGGACAUGUCCAAGGAACUGUGACACACCUCCCUCCAGCCAACCGUCAAGCUCAAAAAUGGAGAACUAUGAUGAGGAAUUUGCCAUGAUGGUCAAACAAUUCCAGAAGUUCAAGAAGAAACUUGGUCAUUGGAAGUCAGCGUGCCCAUACCCAAAGGUGGAGAGGUACGGAGAAAGAGAAAGGAACAAAAAGAAGAAGAAAGCAAUGGUUGCAGCUGAAAGUGACGAGUCAUCCAGCUCAAGCUCGGAUGAAAAAGCCCUUGUCUGCAUGGAGCGCAGAGCUGAGAAGUCCAACCAUGAGGAUCAGUGGACUAUGUCAGAAGAUGACACCCUCUGCCUAAUGGCCAAAGAUGAUGUUGAUCAAGAGGUGAAAUCCCUCAACAAGGAGCUUGGGAUACAUAAGUCCAAAGAAGCAGUGGAUAAGCUUCUUGAAGCGACCAAACAAAAGGGUCGUGAAGGACUUGGGUUUGACCCCUCCAGUUCCAAAAGGAAAGGGAGAACAACUUUCAUCCCUCCUAAACCUACUGCCAAAUGCAGUAAGCAGAAAGGAAAGGAAAAGGAGAAACCCACAGAAGUUCCCAAAAAGGAAGCCGCUAAGUACCCAGGUGUCUGGUACUUAGACAGUGGCUGUUCAAGACACAUGACAGGUGAUGCGAGCCUCUUGAGCAAUCUAAUUCCCUAUGAUGGUCCAAGAGUUACUUUUGGAGGAAGCAAUGAUUUCGGCCUUACUAAAGGGCUAGGAAAUCUGGUGUACAAGGGACUAACCAUCCAAGCUGUAUCUUAUGUUGAAGGUCUUAAUUAUAACCUUCUUAGCAUAAGUCGGUUUUGUGAUAAAGGUUACUCCUUGGAAUUCUGCAAGGACAUGGCCUCUCUCAAGAACAUCUCCACAAAUGAAGUCAUUCUCAUUGGGAAGAGAAUCAGAAACAUCUAUGAAGUAAUGUGGGAUGAUGUCAAGGAAGCUUGCCUAAUUAGAAAAGACAAGGAUGAAGAAAUCAAUGAAGGAGAUAGAAUGAAGCAUACGGAGUUCAUUCCAUUCGGAAGUCUACCACUGAAGACUUCACAAAAAAAUCUGGAUUCUGACGGUGCUGAGCCUACUAGAAAUCAUGGCCAGUCUCCCAUUAUUUUGGAUCACUCAAACAGCGACAAUUCCGGAAAAGGCGACUCAGUGCCAAUCCAUCCGGAAUCACCAACAAACUCUGUUCUUCAACCAGAAGCUGAACUAGAUCAACCAGUCAACCCUAAUCAACACAAUCUUCAUUGGUUAAAGGAUCAUCCUCCUCAACAAGUCAUUGGAGAUAUUCAAUCUAGCAAGUUGGAAGCCAAGUGCUCUUCACCAACGUUCUAUCAAUCCUAUCUGGAGAUGAUUGCUGCUCAAGAGCUCUCUGAAUUCCUUCAUUUGGAGAUUCGAUUCAAGUAUGAGAAUGAAGUUCUUGAAUUCUACAAGAAUGGAAAGAAUAUUAUUGGAAUUUCUGGGCAAGUUCCCUCUAGCCCAGCGAAGAAAGCUGAUCUGAACAACGACUACAAGCUAGUCCUUGAACUGGUCAUCGCAUGCCUCGAGUGUGGAAGUGGAGGACAUGCCGAUGACAUCACCCAAGAGAGGGGCUUCAUAAUCAAUGCCCUCAUUACCAAGUCUAAGGUAAAUUGGGCUGCACAUUUCUUCAAUUCCAUCUCAAAGCAUCUAGGAAAACCCAAGCAGAAAUACCUUUGUCAAGGUCUGUAUAUUGGACAUAUUUUGGAGUCCAUGGGUGCUGCUUCUGAAGGAAAGAAGUAUGAAGCCAGAUAUUGGCUAUACUAUCUGUCUUCCAAAGGGGAACACAUAGCUGGUGCUAGCACAACUGCAGAGGAUGAAGCCUCUUCAGACAAUAUUCCCAUCAUAAGCCUGAAGAAAAUAGCCAAGAGGAAACAUGUGGUGUCUCACUCUCCUAGUGUGGAAGCACCACAGAAUCUUGCUCUGGUCAAUAUGGAAAAAGAAGAAGAAGUUACUGCCCAAGAAGAGCCUCAAAGGAAGAAGAAGAGAAAAAUCACAUCUCUCUCAACUUCUAGAAAUGUCAACCCGGAUGAGUUGAAGGAGAAGGUACCAGUUGAGGAAAACUCUGCCCACAACCAGAGCCCUCGACAACUUGAAGAAGAAGUUCAUCAAGUCCAUAGUCUUCCAACCGCCUCACCUCAACCUCAAACAGAUGAUGCUGAUAACCAAUUCUGGCAGCUCUACUAUGACUGGAGAGCUUGGAGGUUGGAAAUUCAGCAGAGCAGUUGUUGGGAUGGGAUCAACAAUUGAAGAAUGAAAAGAUCAUCAAGAAGUGCUUGGGACUGCCAGUCAACCACAGCUGUGAACAAAUCUUGGAUGAUGACUAGGUAUGGCAAAGGAACUAUGAAGACUUGCAUCUGGAACACUUGGCCACCACACCAGUUUCAGAGUUUGAAGUGGAUGAUGAAGAUCCUUCAGUCUACAAGCCGAUCUUGUAACGCCCCAAAACAUACCCUAGAAUUAUUAAUGAAUAAGUAUUCAAUUA